AUGGCCAAAUCCAACAUUCUAAUUUACGUUCUGCGGCACGACUUGCGUUUGUCGGACAAUCCAGUCUUCCACCGGCUUGCCACUCAGGCUGACCAUGGCUUCACACAUCUUUUACCAGUCUAUGUUUUCCCUGCACAGCAAAUCGAAGUUUCCGGUUUUCUACAGAGCGGCAGCACUUCUCCCUACCCUGAAGCGAGGAGCGCAGUAAGCAAAGUCUGGAGGACAGGGCCUCAUCGAGCGAAGUUCAUAACCCAGUCGGCGUGGGAUUUGAAGCAAGCUCUCGAGUCCGUUGGUAGCGAUCUUGUAAUACGCGUAGGCCUGGCCGCCGACGUUGUCAAGGGCUUGUUGGAGCGUUUCCGAGAUCAACAGGAACAUGUCGGCGCGGUGUGGAUGACGGGCGAGGAAGGAGUUGAAGAGCGCAGAGACCAGAAGGCUGUUUCUGCUGUGUGCCAGACGCUUGGUACCAAUUUCCAGCUCUUGCCAGACGAGAAGUACUAUGUGGACGAUCGGGACGUCGCGACGCCCAUCAGCGAAAUCCCUGAUGUGUUCACCACCUACAGGAAGUCAAUAGAGCCCUUGAGAUCCCGCCCGCGCGCCACACUACCGAGACCAGAAAAAGGAAAGCUCCCUCCCAUGUUAGAUGCAUCGCGUAUCCCAGAACAACAUGGCCCUUUCACUAUCCCGACGAGCUAUGGCGAACUUGAAGAGGCCGUUCUGUCUCCGGUCAGAAACUUUCUGUCUGGAAUACCUCCGCAUCCUGAAGGGGCUGAAUCUGCUCACCCCUUCGAGGGUGGAGAGACCGCUGCAAACGAACGCCUUCGUCACUUGAUCAAGAACGGUCUGAUGUACAGCUACAAGGAGACACGAAAUGGCAUGCUUGGUUCCGCAUUCAGUACCAAGCUGUCAGCUUUUUUGGCUCAGGGUUGCAUUACAGCUCGGCAAGUGCAUCACGAACUCCUGAAGUAUGAGGAUGGGACGGAUCAAGAUUACAAGGACGCGCAUGGCUUCGGGAAUGGAGAGAACGAUGGGACCAGUGCGGUACGCUUCGAGCUGCUGUGGAGGGAUUACAUGCGACUCUGCACGAUGAAGUUUGGGGCCCGACUUUUCCGCAUCGAAGGAUUUCGAGACCACGACUACGAGGGAGACAACGAGGCCAGCGCGAAAAGACCGAAGUGGAAAUCAUCUGUCAAGGAAGACGCGCUACCGGACCAAAAGCCGAGCCCAGAGGAAGUUGCACAGAUCAUUCAAAGGUUCAAUACCGGUACAACUGGCAUGGGACUGAUCGAUGCGUCGCAGCGUGAAUUGUUGCACACAGGGUAUACGUCCAAUAGAGCACGGCAGAACGUCGCGUCCUUUCUAACAAAACAUCUGGGCAUCGACUGGCGUUUUGGCGCGGAGUGGUACGAGAUGAUGCUGGUAGACUAUGAUGUGUCUUCAAAUUGGGCAAACUGGCAAUACGUCGCAGGUGUUGGGAACGACCCCAGGGGGGAAGCUCGUAUCUUUAACCCGGUCAAACAGGCCUUCGACUAUGACAAAGAGGGCGCAUAUGUGAGGACGUGGGUGCAAGAAGUCAAGUCACUGGAAAAACUUGAAAAUGUGUUCCAGGUGUCUACGACGUCGGCCGAGGAGCUUGAGAAGGCAGGCCUGACGGACAAUGUCAUGGUCACGGACCCGGUCAAGAGGAUCGAGUUUCUGGUCGAUGGCAAACCGAAGAACAAUAAGCGACCCUUCCACCGUGCACGUGGCUCGCGUCGUCCGCCCAGUGCCGGUGGAUUCGACAGCAACGGACGGCCGCUGAACCAGACUAACGGCGCCAGCGGUCCGGGAAGCUCAGAUGGAAGCGUUGGGCACAGAGGCUCUCCACACCGCGGCGGUCGUGGCGGAGGCUUCAACCAUGGCGUACCGCGCCGUGGCUUCUACGCUGGACGAGGCCGUGGUGGCCAGUACAACGCCCCGAAUUAUGGCCCUGGAUAUUAUGCGGGACCUCCCAUCAAUGGACAAAUGGGAACGUUUGGCCGUGGCGCUUAUCAUAACAUGGCUGUCAGGGGAGGCUAUCAAGGAGGAUAUCCAGGGCCUUACCCGACUGGCCCUCCGUCAUAA
Molecule: messenger RNA, 2100 nt
Organism: Diaporthe amygdali
Lineage: Eukaryota; Fungi; Ascomycota; Sordariomycetes; Diaporthales; Diaporthaceae
Product: cryptochrome DASH
Exons: 2
Coding region: 1-2100 (699 amino acids)
Biological process (GO): photoreactive repair
Molecular function (GO): damaged DNA binding; FAD binding; deoxyribodipyrimidine photo-lyase activity
Source: RefSeq, a predicted model, not a curated record